UCCCCCCUAGCGGCCGCCGGAGAAACUAAGUAAACAAACAUUGCCUUGAGGAAUCGCUUGAGAAUCACACGUGUCGAGGAUGAAGGAAGCAGAGGAGUCAGACCAAGAGGCUUUUUUAAGGAACAGGAGCUUAGACGAAUAUGUUAAGACGGUAAUGACGCACAUCCGAGGGUGCCAGAAGCUGAGCAUGGAGCUUCAGGGAUGGCACCAUUACAGCGACUUCGUUGGGGUGCGAAACACCAUACAGGAGGUCAACACGAGGAUUACAAACUUGAUUACCAACAUCUUCCAACACCAAGACAUCAAACUGAAACUGACCCACACAAAAUUGCUAGACCAGUUCGACAUGGUGAGAGAAGGGAACGACGCUCUGCUCGAAAGAAUCAAUUCAGACAUUGACGAGGCAUCUGGGCUGAAGAAAGAUAAUGAUUUUGAACCGUCAGUCAAGAGAGUACAAGCUCCGUUGUCAGCCAGUUCGCCCAGCAAGAAUGUCGUCCUCAUGGCCUCGCGGAACGUCCAGAAGCCGCAGCUGUUCUUCAAGGAGAAAGUGAACAACUCAAAGAAGGAACCCUUUAUUCCUAUGAUCACCGAAAAACCAAACUCCAUGAAGCCCUUGUCGAUCCUUAUUUGCGUGGACGGCACUCAGGAAUACUUCAACCAUCCCUACGAGUAUGAGCUAAACCACUGGAUGCCCGACCCUGCCCAACUGGAGACGGUGAAGCCAAGACGCCCCAGGCCCCUCGGGCAGACCCCCCUCAAAAUGGUGACGGAGGUGCGGGAGCUGGAGGCCCUGGUCAACGAGCUGAAAACGUGCCAUGAGAUCGCGGUCGAUUUGGAGCACCAUGCCUUCCGGUCAUACCAGGGACUCACCUGUCUGAUCCAGGUGUCAACAAGGACGAAGGACUACCUUAUCGACCCUUUGGCUCUCCGGGGCCAGCUCACCAUUCUCAAUGAGGUGUUCACCAAUCCCAAGAUUACGAAGGUACUUCACGGUGCAGAUUUUGACAUCCUGUGGCUCCAGAGGGACUGUGGCGUUUAUGUCGUCAACAUGUUCGACACGCACCAGGCUGCCAUAGUCCUGGAAUAUCCACACCGUUCCCUGGCUGCGUUACUCUCCAAGUUCUGUGACAUCCAAGCAAACAAGGUGUACCAACGAGCCGAUUGGAGAAUAAGGCCCCUUCCUGAGGACUUUUUGGAAUACGCUCGGCAAGAUUCUCACUACCUUCUCUACGUUUAUGAUCUCAUGCGGAAUGAGCUGAUCGAGCGAGGGAAUCAGCUGAAUAACCUGAUCACUGCCGUCUACAGCAGAUCAGUAGACAUAUGUUUAAAACGCUAUGAGAAGCCAUUCGUCGGACCAGAAAGUCACAUGGAUUUGUACCGUCGAAGCCGCAAAACCUAUGACACAAAACAGAUGUACGCCUUGAGGGAACUGUACCUUUGGAGAGACAAUGUUGCUCGGGAGCAAGAUGAAAGUCCAGAUUACGUUUUGCCAAAGCACAUGUUGCUGCAGAUUGCGGAGGUGCUGCCUAAGGAGAUGCAGGGAGUGCUGGCCUGCUGCAACCCCAUUCCACCCCUGGUCAAGACGGAGCUGCUCACCAUCCACACUAUCAUCAGGGCAGCAAGGGAACAGAAGCUUCUGCCAGUCCUGGAGGAAUCGGUAGAGCAGCAGAUUCCGCAAGUCCAGCUACAGAUGGAGGAGCUGAACACAGGUCUGGUGAUCAGCAAGCACGACCUCUCCACAGUGGAAGAUAAUCCGACCGACCUGCCAACUUCUGAGUCCCCUCUAGUUUCCUUUUCCUCCUCCUCCCCAUCCUCUUCCUUCAAAGUUCUCUUGUAUAUCCAAUAUUCGCUAAUUCAUUUCCCUGAAAGUCUGUCUACCUAUCCCCAACUCUCCAUUGGCAUAUCUCCUUUUGAGUUAAUCCGCUCAUCUCCUCACUUCCUUCCACAGAUCAAAGAAAUGAAAGCGACGAACAGCGCAGUAAAACGCACAGCGGAGAAUGAGGGGGAGUCGGUGAACGGCGAGAAUGACGAGUCGCCCAGCAAGAGGCUGAAGGCAGAUGAGGCAGAUGGAAAGAAAGAUGACAAAAAGGAUGAGGAGAAGAAGAAGGAAGAGGAUAAAAAGGAAAAGGGAGAAGAGGAGGAGGAGGAAGGGGCGUGUACAGACUCAGGGACGGAGGGAGAGGCAAAAUUAGCCGCAGAGGGGGGAUCUCCGGGAGGGAGCGAGGAACAUGCCGUGCCCUUCGACUACGACAAGGCUGAUUACAGCAUCUUUGAGGGCACGGUGGGCAAGAAGUUCAAAUCCAAACAGCAGUACCAGCAGAAGUUUGGAGGAAGGGGCCAAAGGGGCAGAGGCUUCAAGUCAAACAUGAAGAGCUUUUCUUUCGGAAGAGGGAAGACGAGCAGGGGUGGCUCGCGUCGAUAAUUAUGAAGAAUAUUAUGUCUAUAUCUAUAUUAUCUGUGAGCAAUAAUGUACUAUAUAUUAGGGUGUGUGUUUCUAAAGGUGUUCUCAGACUAGUUGCUCAAAAAUGGGUUUGUUAAAUAUUUUGUUUGUCUAUACUUUCAUGGAUUACAUACACAUCAAUAUAGUCAUCUUAUGAACUACAGGCAUAAAAUGUGUAUGUCAUAUGAUAUAGAUUGAUUAUGUUGUAGAUGAAAGUUUAAACUGAUAUAACAUUUAAUAGAUGUAUUUUCAGGUAAUUGGCCUGAAAACCCCUUUGGACACACAAGCCUUCAUAUGUUUUAAUUCUUGUCUAAGGAGCCAUCUUUGUAAACAGGAAAAUAUAUAUACAAAAAUUUA
Penaeus chinensis is the source of this 2797-nucleotide messenger RNA. RefSeq names its product exosome component 10-like (gene Rrp6). The transcript has 14 exons. Gene Ontology annotation, biological process: nuclear polyadenylation-dependent snoRNA catabolic process; exonucleolytic trimming to generate mature 3'-end of 5.8S rRNA from tricistronic rRNA transcript (SSU-rRNA, 5.8S rRNA, LSU-rRNA); nuclear polyadenylation-dependent antisense transcript catabolic process. NCBI's taxonomy places the organism in Eukaryota, Metazoa, Arthropoda, Malacostraca, Decapoda, Penaeidae. Bases 80 to 2422 code for a protein of 780 amino acids. Gene Ontology annotation, molecular function: nucleic acid binding; nucleotide binding; 3'-5'-RNA exonuclease activity. The record is from RefSeq and is a predicted model, not a curated record. Gene Ontology annotation, cellular component: nucleolus; nuclear exosome (RNase complex).